This is a messenger RNA of Oreochromis niloticus (Nile tilapia), 2064 nucleotides long. It is a transcript of the gene vash1, whose product is annotated as vasohibin 1. Gene Ontology annotation, biological process: regulation of angiogenesis. The transcript has 7 exons. Gene Ontology annotation, cellular component: cytoplasm. Lineage: Eukaryota; Metazoa; Chordata; Actinopteri; Cichliformes; Cichlidae. The record is from RefSeq and is a predicted model, not a curated record. Bases 709 to 1716 code for a protein of 335 amino acids.
GCGCAGGAGAAGAGAUUUGGGGAGUGUCUGAGCAGCUCGUUGGAUGUGAAUAACCGCAGACGCUGAAGCCAAGAAGAGCAUCUGCAUGAACAAUGAACCGGCGGACUUGGACGGAAAUCGUUUGGUGAAACGGACAUAAAGUGGACGUGUGAGCAGCGCUGGGGAGAUGGAAAUGCAGGAAAGCGGCGAUUUGCUGGAUGUCUGUGGCGUGAAUGACCUCUAACGAAACAGGGAAUUAGGAAUUUAUACUUUGUUGUCUGCAAAGUCAAUCCUCGCAUCGAGUGUUAAUGUUGGCUGGCCUGUGUUUGGUUGUUGAUGAACAUUAUAACCAAGGCCAAGCAUUUUAUACCUUAAGUAGCCUUAUUGUCUCGAUUUAUUUAUUUCAAUUUCUGGUCAUUGAAUGGCCUUUAGUCUACUAUUGUUUAUUUCAAAGUGUCGAAUAGUUAUUGCAGUACGAUUUUAAUACACGUUAUUAAACCACUGCCUCAUAUUUACGUGCUCUGACCACAGGCGAAUAUUAAUUAUAGCAGAUCAGCCUUUCUUUUAUGAAAUACUGAUGCCAUAAUCCACUCGGUGUCAUGAGUUGGCCAUCUGUCGCGGACACCUACUUAAACCUGCAAGCAGAUUAAUCAAGGUGUAAGGAUUUAAAGGCAUCAGUCAGGACGUUUCUGUGGCAGAACUCUGCUGGGCUUCCUGGUAAAGGAGGGGAUGCUCUUGGCCACAGUUGGCUCAUUGGAGGAGAGAGACGAGGAGCAGGAGGACGAAGGCGACGAAGAGUUGAGGGAUGGAGGGGUGCCUUUCUAUGUGAACAGAAGUGGCUUCCCGGUGGAUGAGGAGACUUGGGAGAGGAUGUGGCGCCAUGUGGCUCGAAUCCAUCCCAGCGGUGAAGCAUUGGCGAAGGAGAUAAGAGGUGCUACUGACCUGCCCAAGAUUCCAAUACCAAGUGUGCCUACAUACCAGCCUACCACCACUAUCCCACAGCGCCUGGAAGCCAUACAGAAGUACAUCAGGGAAUUGCAGUACAAUCACACAGGAACGCAGUUUUUUGAAAUAAAGAAAAGCCGCCCUCUUACUGCGUUAAUGGACAUUGCUAAGGAGAUGACGCGGGAGGCUCUGCCAAUCAAAUGUCUGGAGGCAGUGAUCUUGGGAAUUUACCUCACCAACAAUAUGCCUGCCGUGGAGCGCUUCCCCCUCAGCUUUAAAUCUCAGUUCUCAGGGAACCACUUCCACCACAUUGUGCUGGGAGUCCACAGCGGGGGACGCUUCGGAGCGCUGGGCAUGAGCCGAAGAGAGGACCUCAUGUUUAAGCCCCUGGAAUUUCGAACACUACUGGACUUGGUCCAGGAGUUUGAAGGAGCAUACAGGGGCUACUGGCACACCUUACGAAAAGUCAAGAUUGGCCAGUACGUUUCCCACGAUCCUCACAGCGUGGAGCAGAUAGAGUGGAAACAUUCGAUACUUGAUGUGGACAAGCUCACCAAGGAGGAGCUACGGAAGGAGCUGGAGAGACAUACUCGAGACAUGAGGCUAAAGAUAGGAAAGCCUGCACCUCCAUCUCCCACCAAAGAUAGGAGGAACAGCAUGGGUUCACCCCUCAGAGGACCAGGCAGCCCCAUACGGAGGAUCAGCCGUGUUGAGAGGCGCCCCUCUGGAGACAAGAAGGUUUUGGAACAAAAAUCCUCCACAGAUAUGAACGGAUACCAGAUUCGAGUCUGAGGAAGAUUUCUUUUUUUAGAUAACUAGCAGAUUUCAAAGCACCACACAGGGUGUUAGAUUUUGCCAUAGAAUACGAGCGUAACAGAACACGUUCAUUAGAAAAUUAUAUUAUUUCCACACGUGCACAUAUUAACUGCCACCCACUCACAAGUCCUCAUGCACAAAUUCAAUAACCAGGAUGCAGCUGCAAGCUGGACACAAAAAACACAGGGAGAGGCAAAGAAUGGGACAUGUGUCUGAGAGAGUUUCUGCUUGGUGCUGGAGGACACAUGCGCUCUCACAGGUUAAUGCUAUGGCACAGCUAAAGCUGUGAAAUGACAUCAUCUUUCAAAUGUGUUUUGUUUAAAA